UCUGACAGUGCAGUAAUAUACACUUACUUAGGAAUCUGUGUUCAUUGCUUCGAUUGUCAUUCAGACUACGGAAGCUGCAAUGCUGGAGAAUGUGAAGGCGAAUUCUGUGUCAAAAUGGAGACGUUUAGUAAGUACAAAGAGGGACGCGUAAUACAGAAACACUGCAGUAAUGAGAAAAAUGAAAAGAACAGCUGUGCACAAGUUCCAAUUGGCUCCUAUUAUUCAUACCGCUGUGCCUGUGAUCGGUCAUGGUGUAACGGAGAUGAGGCACUAAUAGCAGCAGGCUUGGAAGAAUCUUCGGGAGGAAAAUCAAACCUUUUACCUUCACCUCAGACAAUAUUUGCUUUACUCUUUUUGUUUUUUGUAGCCGUUUCUUUUUCAGUUCUGUUUGUCAACGCUUUGUGUACCAGUUUUUACUGA
Molecule: messenger RNA, 420 nt
Organism: Enterobius vermicularis (human pinworm)
Lineage: Eukaryota; Metazoa; Nematoda; Chromadorea; Rhabditida; Oxyuridae
Source: the annotation of a GenBank genome assembly